Molecule: messenger RNA, 4341 nt
Organism: Passer montanus (Eurasian tree sparrow)
Lineage: Eukaryota; Metazoa; Chordata; Aves; Passeriformes; Passeridae
Gene: FBXO38
Product: F-box protein 38
Exons: 22
Coding region: 351-3878 (1175 amino acids)
Biological process (GO): protein K48-linked ubiquitination; SCF-dependent proteasomal ubiquitin-dependent protein catabolic process
Cellular component (GO): cytoplasm; nucleus
Molecular function (GO): protein binding
Source: RefSeq, a predicted model, not a curated record
CUCGGGCCGGCGCCGCUGUCACAGGCCCCGGGGCGCCCCGGAGCGAGCGGCGGUGACGGGCGGUGGGGGAGCCUGGUGUUCCUUGGCUUAUCUCGGCACAAAUCGCCUCAUGCCGGCGGUUCCCCGCUCCGGGAGCUCCCCUCCGCCCCGGCCGGCCCUGGCUGCUCUCGCCGGGGUUUUGCUCGUUUUUUGCUCGUUUUUUGUUCAUUUUUCGCUGCUGCGGAGUCUCCCCGUGGUUUUUUACGCUUUUUAAGGCCCGUGGGGUGUUUAUUCAUCAGGAAUACAGCACGUCGAGCUGUUCUUUCGUGCGGCGCUCAUUGUCGGGAAUAAAUUGAGAGCUCGCAGCAGAGAUGGGGCCCCGGCGGAAAACUGUGAAGGCAGUGAGCAGGGAAGGGGCAGAGUCUACCAAAGCUGAGGAGCCAAAAGAUUACAUGAACCAACUCUCCCAUGAAGUGCUUUGCCACAUCUUUAGGUACCUGCCCCUGCAGGACAUCAUGUGCAUGGAGUGCCUGUCGCGGAAGCUGAAGGAGGCGGUGACGCUGUACCUGCGCGUGGUCAAGGUGGUGGAUCUGUGUGCGGGGCGUUGGUGGGAGUACAUGCCCACAGGUUUCACUGAUUCCAGCUUCCUAACGCUGCUGAGGAAGAUGCCAGACAUUGAACAACUUUAUGGUCUUCAUCCCAGGUAUCUGGAAAGGCGCCGAGUCCGUGGCCACGAAGCUUUCAGCAUUCCUGGAGUUUUAGAGGCUUUGCAGGCCUGUCCAAAUUUGCUGGGUGUUGAGACCUCUCAUUUAGAGCUGGUGGAAGCUAUUUGGACAUACAUGCCCCAAGUCCACAUUUUAGGGAAGUUUCGUAAUCGUAAUGGUGCUUUUCCAAUUCCUCCUGAGAACAAGCUGAAAAUUCCUAUAGGAGCUAAAAUUCAGACUUUGCACUUAGUAGGGGUGAAUGUCCCUGAGAUUCCUUGUAUCCCAAUGCUGAGGCACCUUUAUUUGAAGUGGGUGAGACUCACCAAACCACAGCCUUUUAAAGAUUUCCUUUGUAUCAGCUUGCGUGCUUUUGUCAUGAGGAACUGUGCUGGACCCACAAACUCUCUGAAGUAUGUUCCCCUGGUGACAGGCCUGGCUUCUGCCAGGAAUCUGGAGCACUUGGAGCUGGUCCGUGUUCCAUUUCUUGGAGGACUUAUCCAGCACGUGGUAGAAGACAGCUGGAGAUCUGGUGGUUUUAGGAAUUUGCACACUAUAGUUCUGGGAGCUUGCAAGAAUGCACUUGAAGUGGAUCUUGGCUACCUCAUCAUUACUGCUGCACGAAGGUUGCACGAAGUGCGGAUCCAGCCUUCCUUGACCAAAGAUGGUGUUUUUUCUGCUUUGAAGAUGGCUGAACUGGAAUUCCCACAGUUUGAAACUCUUCACCUAGGCUACGUUGAUGAGUUUUUACUACAGUGUAAAAUGACGAGUACGGACUUGGUGAGGUACGGCUUGGCUGAUGUGGUUGAAAACCCAGGAAUUAUUACAGAUAUUGGUAUGAAAGCUGUAAAUGAAGUUUUUUCUUUCAUCAAGUAUCUGGUCAUUUACAACUGCCCACAUCUACAUAACCCAAAUAAUUGGAUCACAGACCACUCGAGGUGGACCCGCCUGGUUGACCUGACCCUGGUGAGAUGCCAUGCCAUCAAGCUGGACUCUUUCAGUCAGUUCAUCGAGUUACUGCCAAGCUUGGAGUUCAUUUCUCUGGACCAGAUGUUUAGAGAGCCUCCAAAGGGCUGUGCUCGGGUGGGCCUAAGUGCAGGCACAGGAAUUGGGGUCUCCUCUGCCCUGGUGAGCAAUCAGAACUCUAACAAUGACAAUGACAACAACAACAACCACCAGAACAACAACAACAACCCCAACAUCCACCACAACAACCACCAGCACCCCAACGAGCAGAACGAGGAGAACGAGCUGCGCCAGGAGGGCCCCGCUGAGGAGCAGCAGAUUGGGGCUGAGGCCCUGAAUGAGAUGGAGGAGGUGGCACAGGAGGAAGGGGAGGCUGCUGGGCAGGGCCAGGACGAGCUGCCAGCUCCCAGCCAGGCUGCUGUUCCCAUGGAGGUGGAUGAGGAGCAAGCAGGACCAAGUGGAAUUCAACCUGCUGUAAAAGCAGCUCCUAUUACCAUCCAUGAUUCAGACAGUGAGGAUGAGGAGGAAAACUUGGGCACUUCCAGAGCCUGCAUCUCCAGCAGCAUUGCACAGAGCUACUCAGAUGGGGAAGAGAAGAGCAGGGAUCCAGUGGAAACCAGAGAACCUUCAGUGAGCGGCAAAGGCAAGACCCCCCUGCGGAAGAGAUGCAGCAGCAGCCACGGGGGCCAGGCCAAGCAGUUCCCCGUGGAGGAGAGCAGCUGUGAGAAGGGCUGCCAGGUGACCAGUGAGCAGAUCAAAGCUGACAUGAAAGCAGCCAGUGACAUGCCAGAGAGGAGCAAGAGCAAGGAUUCCUCCGGCAGCUGCAGCAACGCCCCGGCACCCACGGCAACAUCCAGCUCCUGCAGUGCUGCUUCCCCCAGCCCUGACUGUGCCCAGGCAGCCCAGAGCCACUCUGCUGGCACCAGCCCAGCAGCUGGAGAGGAGUGCAGGCAGUGUGGCUGCUCUCCCUGCAGGAGGGAUGGAUGCAGGCAGAGGGAGCCCGAGGAGAGCUCGCUGUGCUCCCGCUGCUGCUCCCAGGCGCAGCGCAGGACGAGCGGGGGGUGGGAUGGGGAGAGCCCCUCCACCAGUGGGGCCUGCAGGGACGGGCCAGACUUUGCACUUAGGACACUGCCAGACUGUGGGGCUGCAGCAGAGCCUGGGCAUGACAGGACUAGUGGGAGUGCCUGUGGGGCUGGCAGCCAGGAGCAGAGCACGCAGCCCUCGGGCUGGGAGCUGGACUGCAUGGAGGAGUAUCCACGGAGACCCCUGACCAGGGCCAGGAGCAGGCUGUCCCACGUGCCUCUGGUGUCAGAGCCAGAAGUAGCAAAGCCAAAGCCAAGGCAAACCACCAAGAGGAAAAGGACAGCUGACAAAUCCACCAGUACCAGUGACCCUGUGAUUGAGGAUGAUCAUGUUCAGGUACUGACUUUGAAAUCCAAAAACCUUGUAGGAAUCACAUUGACCAACUGUGGAAUAACAGAUUUGGUGCUGAAAGACUGCCCCAAAAUGAUGUUCAUCCAUGCUACCAGGUGCCGUGUGCUGAAGCACCUGAAGGUGGAGAAUGCCCCCGUUGUGAAUCGCUUUGACUACGCCCAGUGCAAGAAGCUGAACAUGGAUCAGGUGCUGGAUCAGAUCCUCAGGAUGCCCCCAGAGAGGAACAGGAUCAUUUACCUUCGUCCCAUGCAGCAGGUGGACACGCUGACUCUGGAGCAGAAGAUCUUCAGUGGCCCCUACCCCUACCACAUCUGCAUCAUCCACGAGUUCAGCAACCCCCCCAACGUCCGCAACAAGGUGCGGGUGAGGAGCUGGAUGGACACCAUAGCCAACAUCAACCAAGAGCUGAUCAAAUACGAGUUCUUCCCCGAGGCCACCAGGACUGAGGAGGACCUGAAGAAAUACCCCAAGUACCCCUGGGGCAGGGACAUCUACACCCUGGAAGGCAUCGUGGAUGGUGCUCCUUACUCCAUGAUCACAGACUUCCCCUGGCUGAGGUCCCUGAGGACAGCAGAGCCCAACAGCUACGCCAGAUACGACUUUGAGGACGAUGAGAGGACCACCAUCUACGCCCCGAGGAGGAAGGGGCAGCUCUCAGCUGACAUCUGCAUGGAGACCAUCGGCGAGGAGAUCUCGGAGCUGCGCCAGGUCAGGAAGGGCGUGUUCCAGAGGGUCGUGGCCAUCUUCAUCCACUACUGUGAUGUCAACGGGGAGCCCGUGGAGGAUGACUACAUCUGAGGGGUGUCCCCAGCCCGCCCUCCCUCCCUCCCUCCCCCUGGCACUGCUGGCCAAGAAAAAGCAGGAUUUUUUUUUUCCAAAUGCAAAGCAUUUCCCACCGAGGAGCCCUCGGCUCUCCCCGUGGCCAGGAGGAUGUAGUUAAAUGUAAAAUGGAAAGUACAAAUUGUAUACUAAGAGUUGUACAUAGAGGAAACAAAAACAAAAACAAAACUUCCUAAUACUGAGACUUUAUUUCAUAUGUUUAUACAAUUUAAUUUAAGUUCCAUUUUAAUGAAGGCCAAUAAUUAGGAAAGGGGAAGAAGAUUUGAACUUUUCAACCCAUACAAUUCAUAGCAGUAUUUUUUUUUCCUCACAAACAACAAUUCCAUUUGCUGUGUUCAAAAGAGUCAUCAGAGUCUCUUUUAAUCUGUGCCUUUUUCUUGAGCAUUUAAGAGUCCAGUCUGAGUAAACCUGUUGAGCACAA